AUGCCGCCAGCCGCUAGAGACGACACCGAUAAGCAACAGGCCGCACAGCAGGCUGUUGACAUUCUACAUGAGAUAUCCACCAUUCUCAAUUGUCAUCUCGAUCGUCGCACGCUGUCAAUCUGCAUCUCCAUGAUCGAGAAUGGCGUAAACCCGGAGGCACUCGCGAACGUUGUCCAAUUUCUGCGUAAGGAAGCACAAAAGGUCGAGUUCGCGCAGGAAACCGGUCGAUGA
Messenger RNA from Annulohypoxylon truncatum, 231 nucleotides. Its product is annotated as mitotic-spindle organizing gamma-tubulin ring associated-domain-containing protein. The record is from RefSeq and is a predicted model, not a curated record. Gene Ontology annotation, biological process: gamma-tubulin complex localization; microtubule nucleation by interphase microtubule organizing center; mitotic spindle assembly. The coding region runs from base 1 to 231 and encodes 76 amino acids. Lineage: Eukaryota; Fungi; Ascomycota; Sordariomycetes; Xylariales; Hypoxylaceae. The transcript has 3 exons. Gene Ontology annotation, cellular component: spindle; centrosome; gamma-tubulin ring complex.